CAGAUCUUUUAUAUUACUUCCAUUACCCUUUGAUCAAACUGUAUCGUUGGAGAAGGACGGUGACUUUCCUUGGUGAACACAUGUCGACACGAUGACGGAACCUUCGGCGAGUAAGCAACCCCUCUGGGAACAUGUUCUCCGCGGGCAGCCUGUACCCUACCGCGUCCUAGACAGUAAUCUUCAGGGGAUCAUGGAUCUUGAGGUUCGGGCGAGCGAUGUUUUCGUGGUGUCCUAUCCCAAGUCAGGCACUAACUGGGUACGAACCAUUAUCAAUUGCAUCCUGCACUGUCCAGACGAGCAGAACAACCUGAGCUUGCCACUCGAAAUGAGCAUGUGCCACGGCACGUCGCAGGGGGAGAUCGAGGCGGCGACCCCGGUGUUCCGGAUGGUGCAGUCGUGGGCAUCCCCCCGUGUGAUGUUCACCCACCUGCUCCCGUGGCUGCUGCCGUCGCAGCUUACCCAGAAAGGGGCCAAGAUUGUGUACGUCUGCCGCAACCCCAAAGACGUGUUGGUGUCUUACUAUUACUUCAGCAAGACUGUCAGAUCCAGAGCAGAGCCAAUUACUUCAAUGGAAACUUACUUUGAAACUUUUUUGCAGGGAGAAGUUCCUUAUGGAUCCUACUUCACUCACGUUAAGCAGUACUGGGAGAUGAAAGGGAGACGUGACAUACUGUUCGUUAAAUACGAGGAUCUUAAAAAGAAAACGAAUGCAGUUAUUGAACAAAUUGCUACAUUCCUUGGCCGCCAACUCAACAUCCAAGAGAUCGCGGACAUCUCAAGCCAUUGUUCUGUUGAGGGCAUGCGCACAAAGUUUCGGGCGACGUCACAGGCGGUGUCAGUCAUUAUGGAUGAAUCACAGGGCGAGUUCAUCAGACAAGGUAAAGUCGGAAGUUGGAAGGAAAACCUGUCCGAGGCACAGGGCAAACGUUUCGACACGUUAUUUAGAGAUCGUCUCGCCGGCACUGGCCUUGCAUUUGACUUCGAGUGACCGGAAAACUUUUAGUCUAGCCGAGUUGACGUUAACUUAGUAUAUAUACCUGGAUAUCAUAACAGAUUUCAUGAUGUGACGAUAAAUGCUCGAAUAAAGGACAGUGGACCUCUGUGUUACUUUGUCCCUCGAUAAAAGAUUCAGGAAGGAAUAGAAUAUAUGGAAGAUUAAUUGCAAACAAUUGGAAAUUAUGAGAAAAACUGAAUUUUGGAUUGUUUGAAAUUGCACGAAAUAGCAGGCAAGCCCCCCUUUCCUUUGGUAUUCAAAUUGUAGAAUCUCUUUUUUAGGGGAGGGGCUAAGCAAAUAAUCACUCGCAAGGAGAGAGGAAAGAUAAAUAAAUGCAAAUUGAUUCUUUUAAAGCAACAUUUCAAACGACAUGAGCAUUACAAACUCAUUGAUAUUGCAGUAUCCAUUGGUUUUUGCAUUUGGUUUUAUUUCACAUUUAGCUAGAACCGUCAGCAGUACUAAUUUUCUUAUUAAAAGAAGGAAAACAAAUGACUGGCAACAGAAUGAAAAUAUGACUCACAUCCCGUCGAAUUACAGAAAAGCAUAAUCGCCUGCCCCUUGAAGGAUGUGGAGUGAUGAAUUAUCCCCUUAAUAAACAGAAUAUAUCUUCAGCCCGCUUGGUACUGUUUAUUCAUAACAGGAUGCACCUGGGAAAAUGUUUGAAAAUGUUAUUAAUUUUAAAACGUUCCAUCUUCUCGUGAAUAUGGCUCAGUUUAAUUCUUAAAGAAAAAUGACAAUAUUUUUCAUCAUGUAAGUUAUUCUCUCUUGAGUGCAUAGAUAUACACGCAUAGAAAAGAAACGGCGAACUGAUCCAAUUA
Messenger RNA from Acanthaster planci (crown-of-thorns starfish), 1812 nucleotides. Its product is annotated as sulfotransferase 1C2-like. Gene Ontology annotation, molecular function: sulfotransferase activity. Lineage: Eukaryota; Metazoa; Echinodermata; Asteroidea; Valvatida; Acanthasteridae. The record is from RefSeq and is a predicted model, not a curated record.